Symbiodinium necroappetens is the source of this 585-nucleotide messenger RNA. The record is from the annotation of a GenBank genome assembly. NCBI's taxonomy places the organism in Eukaryota, Dinophyceae, Suessiales, Symbiodiniaceae.
AUGUGGCCCGCUGUUGACGAGGACGGCCACAGCCUCCUCCACUGGGCUGCGCUGGUGGGCCAGAAGGACUUCGUGCAAGCGUGUCUCGAGCACAGCACGCCCGUCGACAUCUGCGCAAACAACAAGCAGACGCCCUUGAUGUGGGCCGUGCUUCGCGGUCACGUGGUGGUUGCCAGGCAGCUCCUGGACUACAAGGCUUCUCUGGCUUCCAAGGACUCACUGGGCGCCACGCCUUUGACCAUUGCGGUGCAGCAUCGGUCCUAUCCCAGCAUGCUGCUGCUGAUGCACCGGGGGAGCGACUUCCAGGCUCAGAUGAUGGCAGACAGUGACAAGAACGGCUGCUCCGUAGCCCACUGGGCCGCUUACAAGGGAGAUCUGACUGCCUUGAAGCUUCUGCACUACUUCAAGGCCGAUCUCCAAGCGCUGGACAGCGCAAAGAUGCUGCCCUUGCAUCGCGCAGUGUGUGCUUCACAGUCUGGCGUCGUGGAGUUCCUGGUGGAGCAGAAGUCCGACAUCCAGGCACGCAACCAAGAGGGCAAGUCGUGCCUGGAUCUUGCAGCGGAGAAGCACGACCUUCACAUGCAG